This is a messenger RNA of Panicum hallii, 809 nucleotides long. Its product is annotated as protein ALP1-like. NCBI's taxonomy places the organism in Eukaryota, Viridiplantae, Streptophyta, Magnoliopsida, Poales, Poaceae. The record is from RefSeq and is a predicted model, not a curated record. Bases 21 to 794 code for a protein of 257 amino acids. The transcript has 4 exons.
GAUGAUAUAACAUCACAAAAAUGCUACGGCUCAAGAGAGUACCUUUCUUUCGAUUGUGUCAAGUGUUACGUGAACGCUCAUUGCUUCGUGACACCUUACAUGUAUGUGUCGAGGAACAAGUUGCAAUGUUUUUGAACACAGUUGGACACAACUUGAAAAAUAGACUAGUUGGUACUAAUUUCACUAGGUCAGGUGAAACAGUUAGCCGGUAUUUUGGAUUAGUUCUUCAUGCUAUAGGUCAGCUAAGCAAUGAGCUUAUCCGUCCACCUUCAUUGGAGACCCCUUCCAAAAUCGCCGGAAACCCAAGAUGGGAUCCAUAUUUUAAGGAUUGUAUUGGUGCUAUUGACGGAACAAAUAUAAGGGCAUCUGUUAGUAAGUCUAUGGAAGCAGCCUUUCGUGGUAGGAAGUCAUUUCCUACACAAAAUGUGAUGGCAGCGGUAGAUUUCGACUUGAAAUUCACCUAUUUGUUGGCUGGUUGGGAGGGGACAGCACAUGAUGCUGUGGUUUUAGCAGAUGCACUAGAGCGUCCGAAUGGCCUUCGAGUCCCUGAAGGAAAAUUCUAUUUAGUUGAUGCUGGAUAUGGAGCAAAAUCUGGCUUCAUGCCACCUUUCCGUGGUGUAAGGUACCAUUUGAAUGAGUGGGGGAACAAUCCAGUUCAAAGUGCAGAGGAAUUAUUCAAUCUCCGGCACUCUUCUUUGCGAGUAACUGUAGAGCGUGCCUUUGGAUCACUCAAAAGGAGAUCGCUUCAUCUUACCGGAAACCAAUUGGACUCCCAACUCUCGGAGGACAGCUAGGCAACUCGCAAAUGA